AUGUCAGUGCAAGAAUAUCUCGACAAAUACACGCUUUCCCGUAAACUCGAAGAUGCCGUCAAUGCCGCCGUCAGAGCCAAAACCACCGAUCCCAUUCUCUUCAUCUCGAAUCAUAUGAAAAAAGGAGUACAAUCGGUAAUCACCAAAGUGAAAGCGAGACAAAUUCUUGAUAGUAGAGGAAUUCCAACUGUUGAAGUCGAUUUAUAUACUAACAAAGCUAUGUUCCGUGCUUCUGUUCCCUCCGGCAACUCCUCUGGCAUGUAUGAGGCUGUUGAGUUACGGGAUGGUGACAAAGGUGUAUAUCUAGGAAACGGUGUUGCUAAAGCUGUUAAAAAUAUAAAUGAAAAAAUUUCUGAGGCACUGAUUGGUAUGGAUCCAACACUGCAGUCACAGAUUGAUCAUGCUAUGAUCGACCUGGACAAAACAGAGAAGAAGGGGGAACUUGGAGCAAAUGCUAUAUUAGCCGUGUCAAUUGCUGCAUGUAAAGCUGGGGCCGCUGAAAAGGAUGUUCCACUGUACAAGCACAUCGCUGACCUGUCUGGAAAAUCUAGCCCAAUGCUUCCUGUUCCUGCCUUUACUGUUAUAAGUGGGGGAAAACAUGCUGGAAAUAAUCUGGCCAUUGAGGAAAUCAUGAUUCUUCCAAUUGGAGCAAGCAGAUUUGAGGAAGCACUGCGAAUGGGCUCUGAGACCUAUCAUCAUUUAAAGGCCGUUAUUACAGAAAAAUGUGGGCCACAUAACUGUAAUGUUGGUGAAGAUGGUGGCUUUGCUCCAAAUGUCUCCAGCUUUAGAGAAGCCCUGGAUCUUGUAAAGGAGGCCAUUAGUAGAACCGGUUAUGAUGAGAAAAUAAAGAUUGCGCUUGAUGUUGCUGCUACAAAUUUUUGUAUUGGCAAAAGAUAUGAUCUGGACUUUCAAUCUCCUCAAAAGUCAGGACAGAAUUUUAAGUCAGCAGAGGAUAUGAUAGAGUUGUACAAGGAACUAUGUGCGGAAUACCCAAUUGUAUCGAUAGAAGAUCCAUUUGACAAGGAAGAUUGGGAACAUAUCAAGUACAUCUCAAGUCUUGGAAUUUGCCAGGUAGUAGGGGAUGAUCUCUUGAUGUCAAAUACAAAGCGCAUUGAGAAAGCAGUAACUGAGUCUGCUUGUAAUGCUCUACUUCUUAAGGUCAACCAAGUUGGAACUGUUACAGAGGUCAUUGAAGUAGUGAAGCAGGCAAAGGAAGCCCAUUGGGGGGUGGUGACAUCUCACAGAAGUGGCGAAACUGUAGACUCUUUCAUAGCUGAUUUAUCUGUUGGCCUUGCUGUAGGUCAGAUUAAAGCAGGAGCUCCUUGCAGAGGAGAGCGGUUAGAAAAGUACAACCAGUUACUUCGGAUUGAGGAGGAGCUUGGAGAUCAAGCAGUUUAUGCUGGUGAAGAUUGGAGGCAGUAA
This is a messenger RNA of Lathyrus sativus (Indian pea), 1422 nucleotides long. NCBI's taxonomy places the organism in Eukaryota, Viridiplantae, Streptophyta, Magnoliopsida, Fabales, Fabaceae. The record is from the annotation of a GenBank genome assembly.